Salarias fasciatus (jewelled blenny) is the source of this 8083-nucleotide messenger RNA. Its product is annotated as protein KIAA0100. Lineage: Eukaryota; Metazoa; Chordata; Actinopteri; Blenniiformes; Blenniidae. The record is from RefSeq and is a predicted model, not a curated record. The transcript is spliced from 41 exons. The coding region runs from base 286 to 7041 and encodes 2251 amino acids.
CGGACCAUCCAGGGGGUGUUUAACUCCCGACACACACACACACACACACACUCCGCUGUCAUAUCGAACUGCUCCAGGCAGCAUCAUGUCCUGUUUCUGCGCCCCGAAGCCGUGAAUAUGCCGGGUGGCAAUUCCAGAUGUGGGGGGAACUGCUUUCAAGGGAGCAGUCGGUGUCACACACCGAGAAGCGAGCGGCCGCAGUAGACCUGUUCUGGUCUGACAGCUGCUGGUAGCAGACAGAGGACCAGCCAGACCCAUGUCCAGGCUGUGAACUCCUUGGACACAAUGUCUCUCCUGCUCAUGUCCUUCCUUCUUUUCCUGCUGGGAGUCGUCCUGCUGUUUGUCAUUUUCAGAUGGAUCAUUUGCACCGUGGCUGUGCGAGCCUUUCAGUCUUUACUGGACGCAGAGCUCAAGAUCAAAUCAGUGGGGCUGUUUUCUCUCCAGGGAAUCAGUGUCCAGUUUCAGCCCCAGCAUACUCUGGAAAUUGACAAAAUAUGGAUUUCAAGUAAACUUGUGAACCAGGAUUUACCGAGAUAUUUGGCCUUGUGCGUCGGUGAAACCAGAGUUAGGUUGGACUUACAAGUGCCAGUGAAACCUCUGGUUAAGAGGAGUCAUGGGAAAAAGUCAGAGAAGACCUCACUCAGCCCCAACACACUACGCUUUGUGUCACAACUGCUGUCCAUCCAUGUCAGCUCCAUCAACGUGAUGGUGCUGAACCUCUCAGUGACCGAGUCUUUAUGGCACAUGACUCUCACAGGCAUCACCCUGUUACUCGACCAUCAGAGCCAAAGGCUGGCGUGGGACUUUUCUGUGGGACAGCUAAGCAGUAAAGUGCUGAAAAGCAGCGAGUUGGACAUAUGUUUGGCCGAAGUGGCCCUGAGCCUGCUGCUGUCGGGAGACGUGAGCCUGCCACAGAUGAAGCCGGGCUGCUUGUCCCUGAGUGUGAGGACGCUGACAGCCGAGCUGCAUGAAGGACUGUUCCUCAGCCACUUUCUGCUGCCAAACAUCUCCCACAAAGAGCAAGAACGUGAGGCACUUGAUUGUGGGAAGGGCGAGUUCCUUCAGACUGAAGCUCUGGAACGGUUCCACCAGCUAAUUCCGCACAAGGUCAAUGUGGAAUUUGAUAAUACAAAUGUAACUCUGUCCAUGCACAGCCAGAAACGACACUUGAACUGGACCCUGAAGUCUUUGAAGGUCUGCUAUGGACGCGACGACGAGCAGCUUCCCCUGAAGAGCUUCACUCCGGAGCUGAGCUUUCCUCAGAGCAGCCUGGAGCUCCUUCUCGAGGAUGGACUUCUCCUUUCGCAAAGCAGACAGAGAAUCCUGUGUGUGAACAGCCUGAAGACGGCCCUGCAGGUCACAUCGAUUGACAUUUCGGGGUCGUUUACUGUCAACACUUGCAUCAUUCAUUACCGUCAUCAGGAGUUUUCUCAUUGGCUCAAUCUGUUUCCAUGGGAACAGCUACUUCACAGGAAAGAGGCACACAGAAAAAGUCCAUUAGAUUAUUUGCCCACCCUCCUCUUCCUCAGACGCCUCCCCCAUCUGGACGCUCCCGUUAUGAUCACCUCCUCCGUCUCCAACGUCAACGUGUCUGUUCAGCUGGGAGACACCACGCCUUUCGCCCUCGGCUUCCUCUCCGCUAAUGCAGAGCUGCAGCAUCUUCUGGACAUCAGACUUGGGAAGGAGAGCUCGGAGUCCCAGAACGUGCACCAGCGUGCCUCGCUGACCCUGGACCACUUCUGGUGGAGAGUGGGUCAGGGCUCUCACAUCCAGCAGGCGCCCCACCCUCCCGGUAAACAUGUGUGGGGAGAAGCUCUCAUCCUGGACUCCCUCAGUCUCCAGGGGAGCUUUAACCGCCCCCACGGGGAGCCGAGCAGCCAGGCUCCCAGUCUGAGUGUGGAGUCCAGCCUGAAGGGGCUCCAGGUGGAGCUUUCAGAGACCUGCGCUCUGUGUCUGUCCCGCCUGCUGUCCCUGCUGCGCCUGGCUCCGGACGCAGAGCCGCCUCCGCCGACGCUCGAGGCCGCGGUGUCGCCCUCUAGUGACGGCGGCUCGCCGCCCGGCCUCUCCUCGCCACUGCUGUUCAAACUGGACUGCCGCCUGGAGGAUGUCAACGUCUUCACGCUUUCGAACGUGGCAGGGGCUGUUUCUUUAAGGAUGGACACGGUGGGAGUGCUGAGCUCUGCUGAGAGCUCACGGUUGUCCCUGCAGGGCGUGAGCUUGUCUGUGGUGAAGACGGUCACAGAGAACAUGGAGUCCUGUUGCCCCGCCGCCCAAACCCUCAGCCCUGUAAUCAGACUGGCCACAAUCACGCUGUGGUACCACAUCACCACACACACUCUGCAGGUUCAGUGUGAAGAGGAGCUGACGGUUGAAUGGACGCCGCCGGACCACAUGGUCUUAUAUCAGCACAUGACCGAAGCCAGAGUUUGCUGGUUCAUGCUUCGCGGGAAGGAAGAUGGCGACGGGCCGACCGGCCCCGCGGACGAGGAGCCCGCCCCCCCUCAGAGCAGAGCGCUGUGCGUGCGCGUCGAGCUCGGCCGCACGCGCCUCACGGCCCACGUCAGCGAGCAGAACUACAUCCUGCUGCACACGGACGCCCUCUCGGCCUCCAGGCACGUGGGCUCCGUGCACGUGCGCUCGCCCCUGCUCGUCUUCAACUUCGACGGCAACAACAUCGUGUCCUUCAGCCACCUGGACGUGGAGAUGCACGACGAGCUGACUGAGAUGCAGCUGCACAGGGACGCCUUCCCCUUCCUCGCCACGCCUCACAACCGGGUGUGGGUCUUGACCUGCCCGUCCCUGGCGGUGGAGUUUCCCUACCAGUACAACUUCUCAAAGACCUUCGACAAGGCCAUCAGCGUGCAGAAGUGGCUGAAGACCCUCCACCGCUCCUCGGGCCGGCCGCCCGCCGCGCAGCGCCUGCCCCCCGACCUCGUCUUCAAAGUCAGCCAGUUCUCCUUCGUCUUCCUGGACGACGUCUUCGAGAUCAAGCUGCGGGACAACUACGAGCUGAUGAAGGACGAGAGCAAAGAGAGCGCCAAGCGUCUGCAGCUUCUGGACAAGAAGGUGGCCGACCUGCGUAAGCAGCACGGCGAGCUGCUGCCCGCCCGCAAGAUCGAGGAGCUGUACAGUUCUCUGGAGAAGAAGCACAUCGAGAUCUACAUCCAGCGCUCCCGCCGCCUCUACGCCAACACGCCCAUGAGGAAGUCCCUGCUGACCUGGACCGUGACGGACCUGGAGCUCGUGGCGCUGGCCGACCGGGAGCUCCAUGGGCCGGAGAAGGUGAGGGAGCAGCUGAGGGACAUUGACGGAAUCAGCCCCUUCCCUCGAGACGGCCUGUCCCUGGUGGUCCAGUGGUGCCGAGCCGUCAGGUUCAAGCUGACUUCGUUUCUGGUGAGGAUCCGAGACUACCCUCGCUACCUGUUUGAGAUCCGAGACUGGCAGCUGUCGGGGCGUCUGAUUGGAACCGAGCAGGACGGACAGGCGAGAGCUCAUCGGAAAGAGACCGUCCCGCUCGGCGCGCCGUGGGGAGAUGUGACGGUCCACAGGAAUAUGCCGCCACUCAAGUUUUACUAUGAUUUCAAAUCCAACAUUUCCCAGUACACCAUCGUGUGGGGGCCGUGCUGGGACCCGGCCUGGACUCUGAUCGGGCAGUCUGUCGACCUGCUGACCAAACCCACGGUUGAUCCCUCGCCUCCGCUGGCUUGGUGGGAUAAGAGUCGUCUCCUCAUGCACGGGCGCUGGGUCAUGGACAUUGAACAGGCCAAUCUUCAUCAGCUCGCUACUGAGGACCCUUAUAACACAACAGAAAACAUGCACUGGGAGUGGAGUAAGCUGAACUUUGACUGGAAUCCAGGCCAGUUUGUUUUUAAAGGGGACUUGGAUGUAAACGUCCGGACAGCGUCAAAGUAUGAUGAUAUCUGUUUCCUACACCUCCCCAACCUGUGCAUGACCCUUGACCUCCAGUGGCUCUGCCAUGGCAACCCACACGACCACCACGCUGUGAUGCUCUGCUGUGCGGAGAACAUCGCAGACGUGACCUCAGGACAGCCUCACGACUCCUACAGGGCCUUCCGCUCCGAGAACCUCAACCUCUCCAUCACCAUGGACCUCAACCAGCACUGUGGCACCGAGCCCUGUCAGCCCACAAUCCUGCUGUACAGCAGCACGCUGCGCUGGAUGCAGAACUUCUGGGCCACCUGGACCGGCGUGUCUCGGCCCAUCUGCAGAGGGAAGCUCUUCCACAGCCUCAGGCCGGUCCGCAAGAAGCUCGGUCAGCACUACAAACAGAUGUCCUACACCGCUGCCUUCCCACAACUACAAGUGCAUUACUGGGCGUCCUUCGCUCAGCAGAGAGGGAUUCAGGUGGAGUGUAACAAAGGCCACGUGUUCACUCGAGGAGCGCAGAGGCUCAUUCCACAGGCCGGCACUGUGAUGAGGAGGCUGAUCUCGGAGUGGAACGUGACUCAGAUGGUCAGUGAGCUCUCUCAGGUGACCGUUCAUCUGAUGGCGUCCACGUGGGACGAGACGGCCGACCACCAGAUCAACGCCCAGGUGAAGAAGACUCACCUGCUCAGCCUGUCGUCCCUCAGCUACCAGCGGCAGAGCAACCGCGUGGAGGAGGAGGUGAGCCCAAAAGAUGAAACCAAUGCUUCUUACACUCACAAACUGCGGCUGGUGGACCUGCGGGCUUCCUGGACCACCACCAACAGGAACAUCGCCUUUGGGCUGUACGACGGCUACAAGAAGGCGUCUGUACUGAAGAGAAAUCUGUCCACCGAAGCGCUGAAAGGCCUGAGGAUCGACACUCAGCUGCAGACCAAGAAGCUCAAGCGCUCUCCUUCCAACUACUCUCCCACCACGGCGCCCGCCACGCCCGUCGCCCCCACCGCCAGCCGAGCAGAGAAGAGCCAGAAUGAAGGAACAUCAAUGCUGCAGAAGCUGAUUGAGGAAACAGACAAGUUUGUGGUGUUUUCGGAGGAGGAGUCGGGUGUGAGCGACCAGCUGUGCGGCAUCGCAGCCUGUCAGACGGACGACGUUUACAACCGCAACUGGUUUAUCGAGCUGGUUAACUGUCAGAUGAUGCUGCGCGGCACCGAGACGGCCGGCUGCGUCCUCGUGUCUGCUGCCAAGGCGCAGCUGCUGCAGUGCGAACACCACCCCUCCUGGUACAACGACACCCUGAAGCAGAAGACCUCCUGGACCUGCCUGCUGGACGGCAUGCAGUACUUCGCCACCAUGGAGCCCAACCCGUCGGAGCAGGAGGACCGGCAGCUGUGGCUGGAGGUGAAAAACAUCGAGGAGCACAGGCAGCGCCACCUGGACUCGGUGCUGGAGCUGAUGGAGAGCGGCCAGGCGGUGGGGGGGAUGGUCAGCACCACCACAGACUGGAACCAGCCCGCUCAGGUGAACGAGGCUCAGCAGGUGCAGCGUAUCAUCUCGCGCUGCAGCUGCCGGAUGCACUACAUCAGCUACAGCCACGACAUCAACCCGGAGCUGGCCACGCAGAUCAAGCCUCCAGAGCUGAGGAACAGCCACGAGAAGGAGGACCUGCUGAAGAAGCAGGCCGGUGCGGUGGACACCUUCACUCUGAUCCAUCACGACCUGGAGAUCUCCACCAACCCCGUUCAGUAUGCCAUGAUCCUGGACAUCGUCAACAACCUGCUCUUACACGUGGAGCCCCGACGAAAGGAGCACAGUGAGAAAAAGCAGAGGGUGCGUUUCCAGCUGGAGAUAUCCAGUAACCCCGAGGAGCAGCGCAGCAGCAUCUUACACCUGCAGGAGGCCGUCCGACAGCACCUGACUCAGAUCAGAUACCUGGAGAAGCAGAUUUACUCCAACAUCAGGGCUCAGCCCGAGGAGCUGAGCGUGGACGAGCUGAUGGAGGUCAACAUGCGGCUGCAGAAUCAGCUGAACCAGGAGAAGAACGACAUGCAGAUGAAGAGCGAGGAGCUCAACAUCCUCAUCAGGUGUUUUAAGGAUUUCCAGCUUCAGCGAGCGAACAAGCUGGAGCUGCGUAAGCCCCCGGAGGAUGUGAGCGUGGUGAGGAGGACGGAGAUCUACUUCGCUCAGGCCCGCUGGUGUCUGACCGAGGAGGACGGGCAGCUGGGCAUCGCGGAGCUGGAGCUGCAGAGGUUCAUGUACAGUAAGCUCAACAAGUCGGACGACACAGCAGAGCAUCUUCUGGAGCUGGGGUGGUUCACGAUGAACAACCUGCUGCCCAACGCGGCGUACAAGCGUUUGAGGGUGGUGCUCCGUCCUCAGAGUAACUGCCAGUCCGGAAGGCAGUUUGCUCUGCGGCUCUUCAGCAAAGUGCGCCCCCCUGUGGGAGGAAUCUCCGUGAAGGAGCACUUUGAGGUCAACGUGGUUCCUCUCACCAUCCAGCUCAUGUACCAGUUCUUCAAGCGAAUGAUGGGAUUUUUCUUCCCUGGAAGAAAUGUUGAGGAGGAAGAGGUUACUGACGAGGAGGACAAGUUCAGGCUGGUCACCACUGGUAUCCCUGUCAAGCCUCGGCCGCUGUCAGAGGACACCAUGGGGAUGAUGGGCCCCAGCAAAGGAGUGGCCCAGGGCCUGAACCGCACCGCCGGGGUCAGGAGGUCGUUCAGGAAGGCCCCAGAGUAUCCCGUCGACGACAUCGACAAGAUGAAGGAGCGAGCGGCGAUGAACAACUCCUUCAUCUACAUCAAGAUUCCCCAAGUGCCUCUGUGUGUCAGCUAUAAGGGAGAGAAGAGCAGUGUGGACUGGAAGGACCUGAACCUGGUCCUGCCCUGUUUGGAGUACCACAACAACACCUGGACGUGGCUGGACUUCGCCAUGGCUGUGAAACGAGACAGCCGCAAAGCUCUGGUGGCUCAGAUGAUCAAGGAGAAGCUGCGUCUGAAGCCGGCGUCGGGCUCGGACCUGCGGGGGAAGGCGUCCGAGGGGAAGUCGGACAACAGCCUGCAGCAGCAGGAGGAGGACGAGAAGGCGCGGCUCCUGAUCGGCCUCAGCUCCGCAGACAAGAGCUCCAGCAAGAAGAGCAUCUUCAGCCGCCGCAAGUGAAACGGCGAGCCCCGCGCGACCCGGAGCGGCCGCCGUGACGCCAAAUCACCUCCACAUCGAACUCUGACUGGAAACGGGGGAUGGCAGGGCGGCUGCAGGACUUCCGGGUGUUCUUCACCGUCUCACACCAGCCUGCUGAACCUGCUGAACCAACUCCUGAUGUGUCUUUGGUCUCGUUUACAACUGGCACCGAGAUGUGUGGCGAGCAGCGGUCUGGGUCAAACCCGGAGAAUAAAAUCCUUGCCGUCAUGUUCAGACACGCGUCUGGAUGCCAGCUGGAAACGAGAGCCCACAUUUGAAUUCCUGCACACUACCAGGGUGCCACUUUGACCAAAACACACAUAAAUAUAUCUCUACUAACUUGUUAAUGGUGUGCCAUUUGAGGAGGGGAAUAAAGAUAUCACUCCACGUUUCACAGACGGCCUCUGAGGAAGCCCCUCCGGCUGUAUUGACUGCAGAAAGCAGGGCUGAGCAGUUUGGAGCCGGCUCCUCGCUGUGACCGUUUCCUCUGCUUCUGCUGCUUCUCCUGCUGGACCGGGAACACACUGAACAUCACACAGCGCCAUGAAACGCACCUUCAACACUGUAAGAGGACGUGUCGAAUGAAUAUUAUCACAGUAUGUUUUACGGUGGCUGCAUGAAUGCCUCUCCGACAGGAACGGCCACUCAGAAGAAUCGUCGAGUGUCUCCGUGUCGGCGUCCGUCUGCAGCGCUCGGUUUUACUGUAACCUCCGCUCGGUGCAAUAUAUCAGAGGAAAACACGUCACGCUGUAACAUGUGGCGCUUGGUUUCACGGUGUUGUGACGGAAAAGAGAAAUCUAAGUUUCAGCUAACUGCGGAGUGUAUGAAUUUUGCCACUAAAGCACUUUUUAAUGCAAAGUAUUUUCAUAUUUUUGUAACCUGCUGUUUUGUUUUGUUUUAUUUUUUUUUUUGUGAUUACUGGUAUAACUGCUGCUUCUCUCUGUCAGUGUGAGGAAUCGGUGUGUCAGCUGUGUGGCUUCUUGUCUCUCAGUGAAUAAACGUGUUGCAGUCUGUGGCGCAG